AUGGAGUUGCCUGUGCUUAGGGGUGUCGGCUCUCCGACAGCGGAGCCUGGCCGGACUGCGGGGCGUCGCCCUUGCGGCCGCCGCUCCGGAGACAGGGGAGACUCGCGGCCUCCACCAGGGUCACGCCGCACCUUCGGGCUCCAGCUCCCCCGCCGUCCCGCGGCCGCUCAGCCGGUGCGCGCCCCCCGCGCCCGCCCCCCGGCCUCCCCCCUGCACGCGGCUCCGCGGGGGCGUCGGGCCCGCACUUUCAAGCUCCUCUCCCCAUGCACGUGUCCCGCCGCGGACCCGAGGCCGCCCAGCCCCGUGCGCCCCUCCGCGACCCCCCCCGGCCUCACCCCUGCGCGCGGCUCCGCGGGGGCGUCGGGGAGGCGGGCCCACGCUUUCGAGCUCCUCCCCCGGUGCAGGUGUCCCGCCGCGGACCCGAGGCCGCCCAGCCCCGUGCGCCCCCAACUCCGCGCCCCCCCCCCGGCCUCCCCCCUGCACGCGGCUCCGCGGGGGUUGUCGGGGAGGCGGGCCGGCACCUUCGGGCUCCAGGUCCUGGUGCUGGCAGGUGUCCCGCCGCGGACCCGAGACCGUCCAGCCCGGUGCGCCCCUCCGCGACCCCCCCCCCCGGCCUCACCCCUGCACGCGGCUCCGCGGGGGCGUCGGGCCCGCACUUUCAAGCUCCUCUCCCCAUGCACGUGUCCCGCCGCGGACCCGAGGCCGCCCAGCCCCGUGCGCCCCUCCGCGCCCCCCCCCGGCCUCACCCCUGCGCGCGGCUCCGCGGGGGCGUCGGGGAGGCGGGCCGGCACCUUCGGGCUCCAGGUCCUGGUGCUGGCAGGUGUCCCGCCGCGGACCCGAGACCGUCCAGCCCGGUGCGCCCCUCCGCGACCCCCCCCCCGGCCUCACCCCUGCGCGCGGCUCCGCGGGGGCGUCGGGGAGGCGGGCCCACGCUUUCGAGCUCCUCCCCCGGUGCAGGUGUCCCGCCGCGGACCCGAGGCCGCCCAGCCCCGUGCGCCCCCAACUCCGCGCCCCACCCCCGGCCUCCCCCCUGCACGCGGCUCCGCGGGGGUUGUCGGGGAGGCGGGCCGGCACCUUCGGGCUCCAGGUCCUGGUGCUGGCAGGUGUCCCGCCGCGGACCCGAGACCGUCCAGCCCGGUGCGCCCCUCCGCGACCCCCCCACCCCCCCGGCCUCACUCCUGCGCGCGGCUCCGCGGGGGCGUCGGGGAGGCGGGCCCACGCUUUCGAGCUCCUCCCCUGGUGCAGGUGUCCCGCCGCGGACCCGAGGCCGCCCAGCCCCGUGCGCCCCCAACUCCGCGCCCCACCCCCGGCCUCCCCCCUGCACGCGGCUCCGCGGGGGCGUCGGGGAGGCGGGCCGGCACCUUCGGGCUCCUCUCCCCCGUGCAGGUGUCCCGCCGCCGACCCGAGCCGCCCAGCCCCGUGCGCGCCCCUCGCGCCUCCCCGCACCCCCCUCUCCCCUCCGCGCUGCUCCGCGGGGGCGCCGGGGAGGCGGGCCGGCACCUUCGGGCUCCUCCCCCCGGUGCUGGCGGGUGUCCCGCCGCCGACCCGAGCCGCCCAGCCCGGCGCGCCCCCCCCGCCCUGCACGCGGCUCCGCGGGGGCGUCGGGGAGGCGGGCCCGGGGACGCUCGGAGGCGCUCGGGCGCGGCGCCCCCUGCCGGCGCCCUGCUGCCUCGCCCCGGAUCCGGUCCGGGCGGCGCGGGGACUCCGGCCCGGGAGCCAGCGAGCGCGGGCGGGCAGGCGGGCAGGCGGGCAGGCGGGCGGCGCGGCGCGCUGCGGGCGAGCGGGCGAGCGGGCGCGUCCUGCAGGGUCCGGCCGCGCCUCCCGGGCCCCGCGCUAGGGCCGCCGCCGCCGCCGCCGCCGCCCUCGCCGCCGCCGCCGUAA
Molecule: messenger RNA, 1881 nt
Organism: Nyctereutes procyonoides (raccoon dog)
Lineage: Eukaryota; Metazoa; Chordata; Mammalia; Carnivora; Canidae
Product: basic proline-rich protein-like
Exons: 2
Coding region: 1-1881 (626 amino acids)
Source: RefSeq, a predicted model, not a curated record